Messenger RNA from Pyrenophora tritici-repentis Pt-1C-BFP, 8298 nucleotides. RefSeq names its product DUF3437 domain containing protein. NCBI's taxonomy places the organism in Eukaryota, Fungi, Ascomycota, Dothideomycetes, Pleosporales, Pleosporaceae. Gene Ontology annotation, biological process: proteasomal ubiquitin-independent protein catabolic process. The record is from RefSeq and is a predicted model, not a curated record. Gene Ontology annotation, cellular component: cytosol; nucleus. Gene Ontology annotation, molecular function: proteasome binding; peptidase activator activity.
GACUUUCCGUUCUUCUUUCUUCGCUAUCGACCGCGAGCCUCUCUGCCGCGUCAUCAAAGCUCGCAGCUGCCCUCCCUCGCCCUUCAAUAUCCCUUUGUCCGUUCUUGUGCUGACGACGCCAUGGCUGAAGAGGCUCCGCGCAACGUCACAGAGCUUGCUGGGCAGCUUGUCGAAGGGUUUGCUGCUUUGAGUGGAGAAUACCAGGCUCUGUUCGCUCAACAUAGGCAGCUGGAAAGCAAGCUCUCGUGGGCCAAGCAACAGUACCUUGAUCUCCUCAAGCAUUUCACACCUGAUACGCUUCCGCAAGAUCAUCUUACCUUCCUGCAGGAUCUAGAGCGGGUUGGAGAUGAUCAAGCACGCAUGCCGUUGAACUUGGUGGAACAAUUAGCACAUAGCGAUGAUGUAGAGCGCAAGAGUCGGGCAUUGGUGAUACAGAAAGCGGAGGAGGCUGCUGCCCAGCUGCGUGCCCCUGAAAAUUCUGCAAGCGUAAAGAUAUGGAGUGGCCCGUCAGCAGACGAGCUUGCUCCACUACCUGAGAUACACACCAAUAGAGCCACUUCACCACUUGAAAAAGAUUUUACGGUCGCUGGAACUCCCAGUAAGCUUGCCUGUCCUUUUGCUGCUGGAGGUGGCAGAGGCAGCCCGCUUGCUACACCGCGAAGCUCGACUUCCCGACUAAGUCUGCGUGGCCGUCGAUCAAAACGACCGUCCUUUGCCGAUCCCAUCCGUGCCGAAAUAUGCACCAGUGACCCUGCCUCGGUGACCGCCUCAGUAGCCGUAUCUGGUUCCGCUGCCGUCUGUCCCAUACGAUUCCUCGAUCAACAUAACCCAGAGGAGGUUGCAAAAUACUUUGAGAAACACAAGCAUGAGCUACCCAGAAGCCAUGAGGUCUGCAUCACACGCUUCCAGAGCAAUCAAGAGAGCAUUGAACAGCUGGACCGCAAAUACGGCAAUUUGGUCAACAUGAUCCAAGGGUUGGGGCAGAAGCACCAGGCGUGGUUACCCGAGGAUCCUGACGACGCAAUAGAGGAAGAGCCCGAGGCCGAGCUCGACCUGAGCGUCAACCUCAAGGCAGAUGACAAAGUUCAGAACUGGGCGUCUGCCGUGUCGGCCAGUCUUCACGAUGGCACUCCGCCGCCAGAGGAAGGAUCAGAGGAGCAUGCACAUGCUGAGGAUGAAACUAGGACAGCGCACUUUGACCGGCCUCUCAAGGAAGUCCGCGUCGGGGAGUCGCCAAGUCGACCCUGGGGCAUUUCAAUACCAGCAAAGUACACAAACGCAGACAGCUCUUCUUCAGUGGGCUCCGUGCCUACCGCGUCACCGCAACUGCCACUCAAUACUGACCGACCGAUCGGAGAGACGCCUCAAAGGGUUGGCAAAUGUCCCAUCGACCAUGGCGCAAUGGGCCAGAUGCCCGAACAACAUCACGAUCCACCGUCUGCUCCAACGCCGCAGUCGCAACAUGGAUUUGCGACGACUGCUAUGCCACCUUCAGAACCCCCACCUCAGCCCCCGCUGCCGGAAAAGCCAAAAGAGACAGGAGGCCAUACGAUGAUUCCACAAAUGGUCUUCAACGGACCUGUGUUCCUAGGAUAUCCUCCAGAUCAACUGGCUAUAAUCCUGCAGAACAGUAACCUUGGCUCGGCGAUGCGUCGCCCCUCGUUUCUGCUGCUGUUUAACGACUAUCCUCACUUCUUCUUCAGGUCCGUCAUCCAGCACCUCGAUCAUCUCUUCCUCUUCAAAGAGCUCCAAGAUACGCGCACCGAGAUUGUAGAAGUGUGGCGCGAGGGCUCGCAAAUCGACAGUUCGCGGGUCAGCUUUGAGGGCGUUCAAAACGCGUGGAGACAGGGCGAAGGGUGGGUCGAUUGUCACAAGGGAGGAUGCACCCGCCCUACGGUCUCGAGAUCGCUCCCCGCCGUGCCUCGCCUAGGGCUGCACCUCCAUCGCCUGCUGGCCAAAGCUUCCCCCAGCCUAGAUGUCAUAGAAGAGGCGUCGGCUACGCACAUGAACGACGAUUUGCAUUCGCCUUGUUGCCCAUUGCACCUGACAAAGCUGAGCACAAAGCUUCUUCCCGACAUUCGCUCGCAACCAAAAGCAGCCACACUACUCGGCGCAUUGAUAGAGAGAACCCGCGGCACACACGCCCCACGACCCCCACCACCAACCGGCAUCAUGGCAGUCAGCGAGCGGAUAUCGCAGCUCAUGGGCGCUCUUGAUACUGGCUCAGGUCCAGAUACAUCUCGUGCCACCUCUCCAGGCGGCGACUGGCGACAGGCCAACGGUGGCAUCAAUGGCUCAGACGACAGACGCCGCCCACGGACUUUCCCCUAUUUCGAAUACCUGCCUUACCAGACAGAAGACCAGAGCGAUCGCGAAGAGAGUCUGAACACAUGUCUGAAGCACCUCUACAUCGCCGUGUCCGCGGGAGACUUUGCGCCGGGCGCAGUGCACUGGACACGCGAGAUCCGGGGAUGGUUGUCACUCAAGUUCGACCUCCCUCGGAGCACGCGAGUAAAGCUAGUGAACCUGUACUAUGAGCUUGCACUCGCUCCAGGGCUGGACUACCUGGUGGCAGAGCGCUUUGCGAGCAUGUUCAUGGUCUUGACCAAGCGUAAACACUACUUGCGACCCGGAAAAGACCUAAUCCUCGAUUGGCGACCGCUAUACAGGGAACUGAAGAUGUUCGUUCUGCCAUCGGAAUCAGGGGGCUCACAUCCGCCUAACGUGAAGCGUAACAUUCGCACUCUGACCAAGAUGUGCACCUUCGCACAGCUCUACUUCGAUCCCAAAGAGAUACCCGCCAUAUUUGAGGAGCUCCUGCCUUUCUUCAGUACAUCCUUCAGCGAGAAUGCCUUCGUCGUUGUGGGCUUGCUGAACUUGCUGCUUCCCACCCAUCCAGCCCCGGAGGACAUGAGCCAGCUGCUCCCGCAGGAAUAUCUCCCCACAUUCUUCCAUCUUUGGUCACUUGUGAAUCGAUCGCGGUUGUUUGAUGCCCACUACAUUGAUACACUGUCACGGCUUGCCAGGGACAAUUUGCCAGCCCCGCAUGUGCCUUUCUCACAAUAUGGUGUCUUCACAGGGGAGCAGUCGUCACAAAUCUUUACAGCGAUCUUGCGACUGCUCGAAAUUCCGGUUGGUCAGGCGACCUCGCCGUACAGCAGUUCAGUGGACCUCGGUGCCGGUCUGGCCGUCAUGCUUGAUCGUGACCCACGCAAGCACCCUUCAACCCAUCACAUCGCCCGCAUCAUUGCCAUGUCUCUUUCUCCCGCAUGCGCAGAGCAUCCAGAUUCCAUCCUGACAAAACUCGAGGGUUUGAUACAGGCUGUGGAGACUUUCUUCCAUCCAUCGAAUUCUGGUUCCUGGACUAGGCCGCUCGCUCAGUUUGUAUACUACUUGGCGGAUAUAUUCGUGCUGCGUUGGAACCGAGAGCACAGUGGCGAGGUGGAUGUGCCAGAAGACCGACAGCUCAAUGAUGCGGUGAAGCGACGAUUCGUGCUCUGUCUGCGGGAGGUCACGUUCAUGGGCAUCUUCUCCAAGAGCGACAAAGCCGUGCAAUACGCCCUGUCUACCCUACAGAGCUUGGCGCAUCUAGAGCCCAGCCUGAUCCUCCCCGGUGCGUUACAGCGAAUAUACCCCGCGAUGCAGGGGCUUGUUGAGGUACAUCGCACCAUCUCGUCAAUCCGUGCACUACACAUGCUCUCCAAAGUUAUGGCCAAGACAAAGGGCUUCCGGUGUCACGUCACAUCGGUACUCGGCCUUGCACUACCUGGUAUCGAUGCCAAUGACCUGGAAAAGACCGUGCACACGUUGCAGUACAUCCAAGGCGUGUGCUACCUCAUCCCAUUUCAAGAUCUUACAAAGGCGAAGAAGGCGUCAAUCGAGGCAACUUCCAGAGAUGGAGCAACCACGCCAAUGGAGGAUGCAGGCGGUAACACUGGUCUUGCUGUGGAAUGGAUCACAGCGCAAGUCGAGCGACUGGAGAGCGCCAACGGCAACAUUGAGAUCGACUACAGCAAAGAGCUUAGUGACGAAGACGAAGCUAUGAUUUUGCGGUCAUCCACAACUGGGCUUAACGAAUUUCUCAUUACAUUCCUUGGUCGUGUCUUCACGCUCUUGGAGAAUUUGCCAGAUGCCUCUAGAGUUCGGAGUGGCUCACCUGAAGAAUAUGUGGUUAACCAGCUUCCCGCUGCCUUCACACCGCUGCUGGCUGCACUCUCGCCUGAGCUGUAUGACGUUGCGCUAGACAAGAUUGCAAACUUCAUCACGAACCAUGUUGUUCACCAAGCCCGAGACGCGAUUGCGUUCAUCUGCAACAGUCUUGUUAAAAUCAACCCCGAGAAAGCCCUGAAGCGACUAUUACCUCAUCUCUUUGCAGGUAUCCGUACUGAGAUUGAAGAGAUCGGUGCUGGCUCCACGCGAACAACAGGCGCUGAAGUCCUCCCUCGUGAUCGGGCACUUGUCUGGAAUCUGUGUAUUCUUAGCAUGUGCGUCGUCCAUGUCGGUGAUGCAGUCCUUGAAUGGAAGGACGAGCUGUUUGAGAUUGCAGAAUACAUGCAACAGCGCUGCCGAGGCACGCCCACUGUCCAUGUUUCCAACUUCAUUCAUCAUUUGCUGCUCAAUCUGACAUGUACCUACACCAUCGACUAUUCCAUCUAUGAAGACGAUGAACUCGAAGAGGGCUUGUCAACUGAGUCAUGGGGUAGGCAAGUAGAUGUAAAGAAGUUGACAAUCAAAUGGCACACUCCCAACUCAGAGGAGAUUGACUUCGCUGUCAAGCUCUUUGAGACACAUGCCAACAACUCAAUGAAGGCACUCAAAGCCCUCACGCAGCCUGACUCGCCGAUUAAGCGCGAAGGCACUGGCAAAGAUUGGUCAGACGAGGUGUCACGAAACCUGGUUCUGUUGCGAUUGAUUAUAUCCGGUAUCUCAGUCUUAUUUGAUGUUCGGCACGAUCAAGUCAUCGAUGGCAACGAGUCUGAUAGCGACUCCAACUCAGACGCAAUGGAUACAGAAGGCAUAGAUGACGACGCCGGUCUGGGAGAGGCUGAAGACGAAGAGGUCAAACCCACAUUCCAGUAUGAAGCUGGUUACCCACUACGUCGCGGGGAUGCCACAUACAACCUUAUCCACGAUCUGCGGAGAAAGGUCGGUGAGAUGUUGCACAACGUGCAUCAGUUCCUAAUCGCGAAACAACCCGAUGAUGUUCCUUGCUUCAACUCACUGUACAACGCUUAUCGCUCCUGGUUCAUCGAUGUCGGUAUCGAGCGAUCAGCUCAUGUACUCGACAGAAUAUCAAGACUAUUGGAGAACGAUGAGCGACCUUUCAGGUUCAGUGGACUGCGUAAGCAAUACCCGCGACCUCUACUAGUCCGACGCGCAAAUGUUUAUCAUUUGCAACGACUACGGCACAACGCGAACCCACGACCCAAGACUGAUCUUGACAUGGUCCUGCUGCUUGAUCUCGCCGAAUCCAGUAUAUCCCUUUACACGGAGAUCCGACGCACUGCGCAAACAGCAAAUGAGUCCGCGGUCAAGUGUGUGCUUGGCGCUAGACCCCUCGUCGUUCCAUCUCUCCUCGACGCAUUUGUCAAGGCUGUAGCUGAGAGUGACUAUCCUCGUAUCAAGGGUGCCAUGUUCGCGCUGUUGUUCGGUAGCUUGGCAAAGACAAUAAGUCGCGAUUGGCGCUUCACACCUAAGCUGAUCAAGGCUUUCAUUGAGGUCACGGGUGCCGAUAAGCCUUCAGUGCAGAAGCUUGCAACAAACGCCACAUUCCAGGUCAUGGAUAUGGGGAAAGCAAUGGAGCGCAUGGUCAUCUUGCCAAAGGAAGUCGUAGAAGCUAUUGCAUAUGCCAUUGACUCUAGCGAAGGUGAUAGUGUACACGCCAAAGUCAACAAGCGACGGGACUACAUCAAGAAGAAACGUGCUCGCAUAGAAGGCAAGAAGGCGGAGUUGUCCAAAGAACUGGUCGAGAUUGCCAACACAGAGCACUGGAAAAAGGUCAGCCGUACUGCCGCCAUCAUCGUCAACCUAGGCAUGCGUUACGACACCAUUGCUUCGGAUGAGAUGAUCGAUCUCGUUGCGAAAGGAUCUAUCGACCAACACCCUAGUCUCCGAGGCUUGUAUGCCGGCGCCCUCAUUGGCCUCUACUCCGUCAUUCAAACCCGCGCAAUUACCGGACACAACUACGAGAAGUACCUGCUGAGCGAAGAAGAUCUGCCAGACAAGAUCACCGUGGAAACCAAGCCUGAAGAUCCAAACUGGACUGCAGAAUACCUCGCAGCAUUUGCCCAGCCCGAGGCCAAGUAUUACGUCGACUUUGAUUAUCCAGGAUGGCUCGUAUGGAACAAGACUAUGACUGCAUUCAAGCCCAAUGCACCACAGUUGUCGUACGAUGAGGUCGAGAACGGCGUCCGUCAGAAGAUUGCGAAGCAUCUCACCCGCUCCUGGUUCUCAAACUACUUUGCUUUCAUGAAGCAGGAGCCGCGCGAUAACAGUGCCGAUCGGUUCCGCAUGUCAAGUGCAAUGGUGCUGACCCAUUCGUUCGAUCUCGUCUUUGCCGGUUUGACAGAAACCACUUUUGAAGACAUCAAAGACCUGACCCAAUCUGUAUACGCUGACGGGAGCGAUAAGCACCAACAUCGCGCGACUUCUGAGAUUAUGGCUGCGUUGCUAUCGUGCGCACCGGACCUCAAGGCUGAUCAGCGUGAAGCGGUAUGGGAGUAUGUCUUCCCAAUCGUCCGUGGCAUAUUCCAAGAUGGUUUGACACCCGAAAACUCUGGCUACUGGACUACCUUCCUGCACGUCGUAUUGCAAUCGAAGGAUCCACGACGAGGAUGGCCGUUGGUCGACUGGCUGUCUAGUUUCCGCCUUGACAUGGACUCUAAUGCGGCCUUCAAGGAGAGCUCCAAGGUCCAUCUGCUGACACAGUGCAUCUGCGAUGCAGGCUGGCAUUUCCGCCUAGAGAAGCCGAUUUUGGAAGAUUUCAUGAAGCACCUUGAUCAUCCGUACAAGGGCGUACGUGAGGCUAUGGGUCAAACGAUCGCUAGUAUUUUCAGGACUCGUUAUCAUGAAUCGUACAAGGACGUCAAUACGCUCAUCAAGGCACAGAAAGAUGCUUCGUCGAUCGGUGUCAGGCCAUACCAGCCAACAGAGGAGUUCAGCAAGACCAUUACUGAAGUCUUUGAUCGUCUUGAGGUAUGGCGCCACGAACGUCCUGCAGGACAACAGACUCCGUCAUCAUACACAUCAGGUGGCAAGACCGUCCUUCUUUGGCUCGACUCUACGCUCUCUUCAUACGAGUGCACAUCGCUCGUCAAAUUCUUCCCAGAUGUCUUUAUGGAGCAGCUACUGCACAUGAUGGAUAUCAAAGAAGAUCCUGAGCUGCAAUCACUCGCAUACCACGUCUUCCGUCAUCUACCUAACAUUCCGCAUCGCGAAGGCGAGGACUCGGAAUUUAUUGCAGCCCUCAUUCGCAUCGGACGGAACGCGACCAGCUGGCAUCAACGUCUCAGGAUUCUAAUCAACAUCCAAGUCAUCUACUUCCGCCGGCUGUUCCUCAUGAGUGAGAAGCAGCAACAGAGUAUGUUCGACUGCGUUUCUGCCAUGCUUUCAGACGUGCAACUCGAGGUCCGCAUGGGCGCUGCAACUACGCUAUCAGGAAUGAUUCGCUGCUCGCCUGUCGCGCUCCGCGACCGUCAAGUCUCAACACUCAAGGAGCGCUUCACCAAGCAACUGACCAAGAACCCGCUCCCCAAGAAGCGUACCCCUGGCACUCCUACCACAGAACAAGGCAAGCUUGUCCUCACACGCCACGCUGCUGUGCUGGGUCUCGGUGCAUUGGUCCAGGCUUUCCCUUACCAGAGCCCCCCACCGACAUGGUUACCGGAUGUACUGGCUACACUAGCGAGAAAGGCAGCAGCUGAUCCAGGAAUGGUGGGCAAGAGUGUCAAGACUGUUCUUGCAGACUUCAAGAAGACGCGGCAGGAUACAUGGCAUGUUGAUGUCAAGGCAUUCGAGCUGGAGCAGCUGGAGGACCUGGAAGGUGUUCUCUGGAAGAGUUAUUUCGCUUAGACGAGGAUGCAGAUGAAGUUGCACUAUGGGGUCGAAACUUAUUAAAUAUGGAGCCAAAGAAAUUUCACGGAAGAAAAAGAUGAUGGAGAUGAAGCAAAGCUACAUUGCAGUACUUUCGUUACAGCUCAUGUCUACUCGUAAGGGCUAGGUGUACUGUACUCAUUUUUCUGUUCCAGAAACUUGUUCCAAUAGAUAACGAACAUGGGCCGACAAAUGAUGCUCAAAACA